GAAGCUGUCAUCGGGGCCGCAGUAUAUAAGCGGCGCGCAGGCGGCGCCGCGGCCUUUCAGCGGAGGACGGCGGGGAGGACGCCAUGGGGCGGCGGCCGGCGCGGUGUUACAGAUACUGCAAAAAUAAACCCUACCCCAAAUCACGCUUCUGCCGGGGGGUGCCAGACCCCAAAAUCCGCAUUUUUGACCUGGGCCGGAAGAAGGCGAAGGUGGACGAGUUCCCGUUGUGCGGCCAUAUGGUGUCUGAUGAGUACGAGCAGCUCAGCUCCGAGGCGCUGGAGGCGGCGCGGAUCUGCGCCAAUAAGUACAUGGUGAAGAGCUGCGGGAAGGACGGCUUCCACAUCCGGGUCCGCCUGCAUCCCUUCCACGUGAUCCGCAUCAACAAAAUGCUGUCCUGCGCCGGAGCCGACAGGUGGG
This is a messenger RNA of Phasianus colchicus (ring-necked pheasant), 417 nucleotides long. The record is from RefSeq and is a predicted model, not a curated record. NCBI's taxonomy places the organism in Eukaryota, Metazoa, Chordata, Aves, Galliformes, Phasianidae.